Messenger RNA from Emiliania huxleyi CCMP1516, 1620 nucleotides. RefSeq lists its product as hypothetical. The record is from RefSeq and is a predicted model, not a curated record. The transcript is spliced from 2 exons. Lineage: Eukaryota; Haptophyta; Isochrysidales; Noelaerhabdaceae. The coding region runs from base 1 to 1620 and encodes 539 amino acids.
AUGUUACACUUGCCCCUCGGCGCAGCUUCCGUCGCGGCCGCGACCGCCGCCGCUGUCCCCGACCGCGCCAUCAUCGUCUCGCGUCACGGCGUCCGCCGCCAGUUCCCCAGCUCCGCCUUCAACUUCUCGCUCUACGCGCCCGGCAAGCAUUUUGACACGUCGGACGAGGCGUGGGGCGCGGGCGGCGAGGGCAUGGGCGUGCUCACUCAGCACGGGUACGCCGCGGUGCAGCGGAUGGGCGCCUAUCAGUCGGGGCGCUACGCCUCGCUCCUCUCCGCCGCCGACGGCGGCUGCGCCGACGGCGCCGCCUUUGUGUAUUGCGAGGAGAACAUGCCCCGCGACGAGAAGACGGCAGAGGCCUUCUUCAAGGGGCUCGGCUGCGCGCUCCCGCCGCUGCACUCAGAGGGCGUCGAGUACCUCAUCGACCAGGGCUCGAAGCCGCGCGGAGAGAACGGCCAGUGCGCGCUCGGCACGCAGGCGCAGGUCGAGGGCCGCGUCGGCGGCAGCGUGGACGGGUACCUGCGGCUGUACAAGCCGCUGCUGGCCAAGCUGUCGGAGCUCCUCGGCUGCUGCGCAAAGUCGCUGUGCCCGGCCGGGAUGGAGAGCUGCAGCCUCGAGGACCUCCCUGGCUCGUGGGACCCCGCGCACUGGUACACCACCUUCUCGGGCCCCAUCUAUGCGGGCAAGUACUUUGCAGAGUGGAUCGAGCUCACGAUGCUCAACGGGAUGGACUUUGCGUGGGGCAAGCUAUCGGUGGAGGAGGUGAUGGAGUUCUCCGCCUUUGUGACGCAGUACCGCGCCUUUGAGUUCGACCUGCUCGCAGCGCGCCCCUUUGGCUCCGCCCUCCUCUCCCACAUCGCCGCCUCGCUCACCCAGUGGGAGAGCGGCCAGCGCGAGCCGGCGCUGGCGCACGACCCGUCGCCGCGCCUGGUCUACUACGCGGCUCACGACACCAACCUGCUCUACCUCGCCGAGCUGCUCGGGCUCAAGUGGCUCUCCCACGGCUACCAGCCCAACCACACGCCGCCCGGCGGCGCGCUCGUCUUUGAGGCCUUUGGGCCGGCCAACCCCGCGAAUCCGCUGGACGAGUGGCAGAUCGCGCUCUACUUUGACAUCCAGACGCCGCUGCAGAUCCGCGAGCUGACGGUGCUGUCGGACGACGACCCGGCGACCACCCCGAGCCGCGUCCCCGUCACCAUCCCCGGCUGCAGCACCAAGGCGGAGGACGACCCGCACGCGCCCCUCCUCUGCCCGCUCUCGACCUUCACCCGCCUCGUGCGGCAAGCGGUGCAGCCCGAGUGCAUCACGCCGCCAGACCUGCGCGCCUUUGCCAAGGGGCGGACCGCCACCAUCUUCGAUACCAUGCCGGGCGCGGGCUACUUCACUGCCGGCGUCUUCCUCGCCUUUGUGAGCGUCGCCGUGUGGGUGGCGGCCGAGCGGCGCGCCGCUAGAUGCCACGCAGCAGGGCGGAGCACUGAAACCAUGCGGAAUGCGUUGCUGCCUCGACGAGAACACACGGUCACAUCGUGGCAUGCCGGCGGCGGCGUGCUGGUCGUCGUGAAGGAGAAGGGCGAGACUGUCUCGCUCGUCUCCGUGCCCGACCACUCCCGCGCGGUUUGA